CGCGGUAAUAUUCGAUUUCCAUUUUCCACCUACCUUUCCCUUCCUCGGUUUUCCCCUUUGUCUAGCAGCUGCCUGCUGCUUCUCCAUCUUCUUCUCUUCCUUCACUUCCCAUCGAAACUGACAAUGGCGGACCAUGGCAUCACCUCCCCUCUCCUUUCUUCCCAGCCCUCCGAUCAGGUGGUCCUUACGGUGCGCGAUGAUGACUCUGAACGUUCAUCGACUCAAUCCCACAGUGGAAGUGACAACAGCAAUUUCCAGCAUCAUCACGACCAUCGCUCGAACGGCGGAACCCUAGUGGGUUCUUGCAACCCCUUUCGAUCUCUCGGGUGCGAGGACUUGUACGUGUCUCAGCCCACCACGGUGGAUCCGUUCCGCAACAACACGCCGUACAGAGGGGUCUACGAGUGGUUGAAACUUAUCAUUUGUUUGCCGAUUGCCUUGGUCCGUCUUGUUCUCUUUGGGCUGGCUUUGUCGGUCGGGUAUGCCGCCACGAAAUUGGCCCUUGAGGGAUGGAAGGAUAAGCAGAAUCCGAUGCCGAGAUGGAGAUGCAGGCUUAUGUGGAUCACCAGAAUGUGCGGCCGCUGCAUACUUUUUUCUUUUGGUUAUCACUGGAUAAGACGGAAGGGAAGACCUGCACCAAGGGAAACUGCUCCGAUAAUUGUAUCUAAUCAUGUAUCUUACGUUGAGCCCAUCUUUUUCUUCUAUGAAUUAUUCCCUACCAUUGUGGCGUCCGAGUCCCAUGACUCCUUACCUUUUGUUGGCACCAUUAUCAGAGCAAUGCAGGUGGUAUAUGUCAACAGGUUCUCACCGUCAUCAAGGAAGCAGGCUGUCCAAGAAAUAAAGAGAAGGGUUUCUAGCGAUAGAUUUCCUCGAGUACUUUUGUUUCCAGAGGGAACUACAACUAAUGGCAGAAAUCUUAUUUCCUUUCAACUUGGUGCAUUUAUUCCUGGUUACCCAAUUCAGCCUGUUAUAGUUCGUUAUCCUCAUGUACACUUUGACCAGUCGUGGGGUAAUGUUUCUUUAGCAAGGCUCAUGUUCAGGAUGUUCACUCAGUUCCAUAAUUUUUUUGAGGUAGAGUACCUUCCUGUCGUUUCAACUUUAGGUGAUAAAAAGGAAACUGCUUCACAAUUUGCUGAGAGGACCAGUCGUGUUAUGGCAACUUCAUUAAAUACUGUGCAAACAGGACAUUCGUUUGGAGACCUGAUGCUUUAUAUGAAAGCAAAGGAAGCAAAACAGGAGAACCCUGCAUUUUAUAUGGUUGAAUUGGCUAGAACGGAAUCAUUCAUCCGUGUAAGCAGCCUGGAAGCUGUCGAAUUCCUGGAUAAAUUCCUUUCCAUGAAUCCUGAUCCCAGUGGUCAUGUUCAAUAUCAUGACUUCUUGAGGGUUUUAGGACUUAAAGCUUGCCUUCUAGCGGAUGAGAUUUUUUCAUUCAUUGAUGUAGAGAAGAAGGGAGCAGUUACAUUUAAACAGUUCUUGUUUAAAUCUGCCCAAGUCAUGAAGCAGCCAUUAUUUCAUCAAACAUGUCAAUCAGCUUUUGCUGAAUGUGGGGGUGGCAUAAACAAAUAUAUAGUCGAGCGACAAUUAUUAGAUAUCAUCCGACCUGCUAUUCCCGACUUGGAGGAGGAUGAGGUUCAUGAUCUGUUUGUCGUAUUCGAUAUUGACAAUGAUGGUAAAGUAAGCAAGGAGGAUUUUCUUUCGUGCCUCAAAAUGAAUCCGCUGCUGAUAGCUCUUUUUAUACCGCACCUCCUUCUUAAAAACUUGUUAAGCUGUACUGACGAACAAGAGGAGAUAAUAUGAUGGGCAACAGGUAUAUCGUUAGGUGGUACUAAGGGCACCCAAAUUAAAUACUCGAGGCUUUUUUUCUUUCCGUGUAUUCAAAAGUGAUUAGGGUAGGAAGUUUCUGGUAUUGUCUAAAACACGGGUUUCUUUUUUAAGGCCUGAAAAAAAUGUGGGGUUCAAGGGCUUCCUUUUUUUUCCUUUUUAUUACCCUUGCCCUGGUGAAUAGAUGAACUACUAAGACGUCCCAAAUAUUUGGUUCCUAUGUUUUUCUUUGGUGGGUCAGGUUAACUGAAUUUUUGUUUUCUCUGGGUUUUGUAAUCACACUGAUCUGGUCUAGCAUAUUGCAUUAGGAUUUUCAUGAUUCAUGUAAGGUUAUUGUAAUCUGAAAUUACUCGUAUUUAUGUUUGUAACUAACAAUGAAAAUCCACUCAAGGAUGUAAACAUUGUGAAAAUUAUGGAAAAUUGAUGAGGAAGUACUCAGACAUUGAACCCUAUUGAAUUAAAGCUACAAAUCUUUGUUUAGAAA
Neltuma alba is the source of this 2305-nucleotide messenger RNA. Its product is annotated as lysophospholipid acyltransferase LPEAT2. Gene Ontology annotation, biological process: phospholipid metabolic process. The record is from RefSeq and is a predicted model, not a curated record. Gene Ontology annotation, molecular function: calcium ion binding; lysophosphatidylethanolamine acyltransferase activity. NCBI's taxonomy places the organism in Eukaryota, Viridiplantae, Streptophyta, Magnoliopsida, Fabales, Fabaceae.